AUGGGAAAUUGCUACUUUUUAGCAAGUUUAUCAGCUAUAGCAGAAAAUCCAAAUAGAAUUAAAAAACUCUUUACUUAAGAAAAUAAUGAAUUAUCAUAUAACAAAGAAUUUGGUGUUUAUAAUAUUAAAAUUUGUGUUUAAGGUUAAUGGAAAAAUGUAAUUGUUGAUGAGUUUUUCCCCUGUAUUACAAAGUAAAGAGGUCCGGCUUUUACAAGAGGAAACGAUGGAGAAAUAUGGGUACUUCUCUUAGAAAAAGCUUGGGCUAAAGUAAACGGAUCAUACAGUGAGAUCGAAAAAGGUUUAACAAGAGAAUGUUUACAUGACUUUACAGGUGCUCCAGUAUUAUAACUAUGGUUAGAUGAUUCUUCGAACCAUGAUUAUGUAUGGCAUGAACUUUUGAGGGCAGAGAAAAAUAACUAUGUAAUGACUUGUGGGUCAGGGGAUGGAAAAUCACUAGCUGAUUACUAAAAAGUGGGAAUUCUUAAAGGAUAACCUUAUUCUUUAUUAGGCGCUUAUGAAAUAAAUGUUGAAGGAAAAGAAACAAGAAUCUUAAAAUUAAGAAAUCCUUGGCAAGUUGUUGAAUGGAGAGGAAAAUAUUCAGAUAAUGACGCAAACUUCAUGAAAUUAACUCAUUAAUAAAAAUAGUUAAUGGGCACUAAAGAAAAUGCAGAUGGAAGUUUAAGCUACAUAGAAGGUACUUAAAAAAGAGAUAGGGAAGUCUGGACAGCUUAACCUUAAGAUUAAGAAUUAGAAGCUGGAGUAUAUUAUAUUUAUACAAAAAUAGAUUGGAAUUAAUCAGAGAUAUAAGAUUUUGUUAUUAGUACUUAUGGUGUAAAUAAUACAAUUUUAACUGAAAUUACCAAAUAUGAAUGCCCUGAGUUUCUUAGAAAUAUUUAUAUUGAUCAUGCUCGUAAUGUUUCUAAAAAAUCUAAAAAGUUGAUGCAUAAUAAAAAUGCUUGGGUUCUUUUAGAAUAAACAGAUGAUGGAUAUUUCUAUUUAGCAAUUUAAAAUAGCACUGAUUAACCUAUGUAAUGUGAAUUUAAAUUCUCUAAAUUGGAAGGAUUAAAACUUAGAAAACCUUUUACUGGAAAAAUUUCUAACUUCACUGUACCAUCUAAUAAUUUUGAAGUAGUUUUGAUUAAAGUACUUGAUUACAAUGAUCUUUAGGGAAUUUAAAUUAAAUAAUCUAUUAUUUUUAAAUCAAAGGAUUAAAAUUGA
Ichthyophthirius multifiliis is the source of this 1218-nucleotide messenger RNA. RefSeq lists its product as hypothetical. Gene Ontology annotation, biological process: proteolysis. Gene Ontology annotation, molecular function: calcium-dependent cysteine-type endopeptidase activity. The transcript is spliced from 4 exons. The record is from RefSeq and is a predicted model, not a curated record. NCBI's taxonomy places the organism in Eukaryota, Ciliophora, Oligohymenophorea, Hymenostomatida. Gene Ontology annotation, cellular component: cytoplasm.